UCACCCCCCGCCCACACCUCUUGUCUCCCUAGUCGGGGCGAGAGACCCCGGGGAGCCAUGCUGUCCUUAGACGAGCCCCUGGACCUGAAGCUGCCUUCAGGCCGGACCGACGGACACCUGAGGGCGGGCAAGAGGACCUGCUCGGCCUCCAUCUGUGCCCCGCUCAGCGCGGCACGCCAGCGUCUCUUACGCACCGCCUUCCCUUCUCCGCCCUCCUCCCCAGACUCCCGCUGCCCGUCACAAGAGCGACCCAGGUCCUGCUGCACCCCCCCAGCAAUGGAUCUCAGCCUGUCCCCCUCCAGCCGCCACCACACCUCCCCCUCUCCCUCCUGCUUCUCCCCCUGCCCCCCCUCCCCCACCUCCCCCCGGGCCUCCCCUCUCAGCAGCAGCAGCCCUCUGCCCUCCCCCUUCUCCCGGGAGCCAUCCACUCAGCACUACAUCGAGGGAAGAGGGUCCCCUGAUGGCUAUCCAUUUUACCUGCCAAUCAAAGGCCAAGGGGGCGGUUAUAACUUCCCCACCUCCGUGUUCAUCGGUCGGACCAGGGAAAGCCACGAGCUCUCAACGUUGGACGACCAAUUGGCCUGCCGCUGGAUGAAAUGCCACCUGCUCUUUGACACGCUUCAGGAGCUGGUGGACCACAUCAACGACCACCACGUGAAGCCUGAAAAGGAUUCUGGGUACUGCUGUCAGUGGGAGGGCUGUGCCCGCAACGGCCGAGGCUUCAACGCCAGGUACAAAAUGCUGAUUCACAUCAGGACUCACACCAACGAGAAGCCGCACCACUGUCCAACCUGCCACAAGAGCUUCUCGCGCCUCGAGAAUCUGAAAAUACACACCCGCUCGCACACAGGAGAGAAGCCCUACGUCUGCCCCUACGAGGGCUGCAGCAAGCGCUACUCCAACUCCAGCGACCGCUUCAAGCACACGCGCACCCACUACGUGGACAAGCCCUACCGCUGCAAGAUGAGCGGCUGCCACAAGCGCUACACCGACCCCAGCUCCCUGCGCAAGCACAUCAAGGCCCACGGACACUUCGUGGCCCAGGAGCUGCGCCUGGCGGCCGGUCGGGCGGGGCCGCUGGCGGGCGAAGCGGCGGGGGGCCGAGGGUCCGCGUGGCAGGCCCACCGGGGGGCCCGACCGGACGGCGGGGACGGGCCGUUCGUCGGCCGGACCCACGUCAUCAUGCCCGCGGCCGCGGCCGCCCUCCUGGGGGGGCUCGGCGCCUCGCUGCCGCUGUCGGCCCUCUGCCACGCGGGCGCCUUCGGGCGGUCGCCGGACGCCCGGCUCGUGUCCCUGGGGACGGCGGGGGGAGGGGGGCUGAGCCUGAGCGACUCCCUCCGGAGCCCCGUGGGGCUCUCGGCUGCUUCCCUGCUGGGACUGCACCCCCCGCUGGUAGCCAGGGGGGGAGCGGGUGAGGAGGGGGAGGGGGAGGAGCAGGGGAGGCGGGAGGCUCGGGUGUUCAACCUAUCAGUGGGGAUGGGGGGCCGAGUGGGAGACACCCUCCCGUGGCUCAUGGUUCCUCCCUCUGCCUUCCUCCUGAGGCCGGUUGUUGGCAGCUAGGGAUGUGUCUGUGUGUCCGUCUGUGAGUGGACGUGUGUGCGUGAGAGUCUGUGUUUUUGAGUGUGAGUGUGUGUGUGUGUGUUGUGUGUGUGUGUGUGUGUAUUUGCAUGUAUUGAGGUUAGGUGUGUGGAGUGACUUUUUACAACAAAAACAUUCCACUGAAAGUCCGAAGAACCACCAACAUGCAAAUCACGACCGCCUCCAGCCUAUGACAGCAGUGGAUUAUCUUUGUUCACCAUGCCAGAAAUGUUGCUUUGUAGAACCUAGAUUUUAUUAGAAUCUAGCAUCUACCCUAAUGAAGGGUGCCAUCUUUCAUUGCAUUAUAUUAAAGGUUUAAUUUUACUUGCAAGCAAGUAAAACCACUACAGACAGUGGGCUCAGUUAUAAUGGAAUGAGUCAGAGGGUUGGUUGGAACAUAUUAUUAAUAGUUAUAAUAGUAAUAAUAAUAAUUAUAAUAAUAACAAUCAAGCAAACUAUGGAAAUGACUUUGGUACAUUCAUGCAGACCUAUUUUAACGUUAUGAAUCAAAUGUUGAAAAAAGAAAAGUUCAAUCAUUCAGACCUAUGAGCUAUAGUGGAUGCCGUGAUGAAUGUUUCCCUUAAUCACCAGUACCACAUCAUCAAUCUUUUUGAUCUCUGGUCAGGGAUCGGUGGGGACCAACAGUUCCGAAAGAAAACUCGGGAAGCACAUCACAGUUAAUUCUGUCCUGUCGACAAAGAUCUGUACCAGAUCUGCACAACUUUUUCUUUUUCUUUCAGAGGUCGCCAAGCCUCAUGUCUGCUGCAGCCCUGUGUGAUGGGGGAUUGUGCAUACGCAUUGGCCUGAAUGCUGUACAUACUCUGCCAUACUAUAUUUAGACGCACAAUCGGAAGCUACACAGUGCUUUCAAAAGCCCUGCCAAAAAAACGUAUAUUAGAAAAACACAAACAUCUAAUGUACUGUCUUUUGUAAUAUAUUAUAAUGUAAUACAUUUCAGACAAUGGCCACAUCCGGCCAGUACAAAAGGAUUUAUCAUAUCUUAUUGUUUGCACAUUGACAUAUUUGAACUAAUCAGUAUUCCAAGUGUUUUUAGUGCCUUGUGUUAAACACUGCCGUCAGUGUAUGAGGUACUAAGGUAUAUACUGUACAUGUAAAGGUCCAAAAAAUGUAAGCUCCUUCUUUCUAACCAAUGACAAGUUUGAUUCAUACAUCAUUGCCACUGCAUCUCCUCCUUUAAAUAACAUUUUUGUUAGACGUCCAUGAUGACGACAAUGACUUCCAGUAUGUCAAUAAACACAUGGGAAAUAAUCUUUUCUUAGA
Messenger RNA from Gadus macrocephalus (Pacific cod), 2859 nucleotides. RefSeq names its product zinc finger protein GLIS2-like. Gene Ontology annotation, biological process: regulation of transcription by RNA polymerase II; smoothened signaling pathway. The record is from RefSeq and is a predicted model, not a curated record. Gene Ontology annotation, molecular function: RNA polymerase II cis-regulatory region sequence-specific DNA binding; DNA-binding transcription factor activity, RNA polymerase II-specific. Bases 58 to 1560 code for a protein of 500 amino acids. Lineage: Eukaryota; Metazoa; Chordata; Actinopteri; Gadiformes; Gadidae. Gene Ontology annotation, cellular component: nucleus. The transcript has 6 exons.